Molecule: messenger RNA, 6742 nt
Organism: Caretta caretta (loggerhead turtle)
Lineage: Eukaryota; Metazoa; Chordata; Testudines; Cheloniidae
Gene: CMTM4
Product: CKLF like MARVEL transmembrane domain containing 4
Cellular component (GO): membrane
Source: RefSeq, a predicted model, not a curated record
AGCGGCAGGGGGAGGAGCAGGCGGCGCUAGCAGCAGCAGCAGCAACCACCGCUUCUCCGGCCGGAGCUGCCCCUGCGUAGGACAACGAGGGGAGCUCCGCAGGGCAGCUCGCGCCCGGCCGGCCUAGGGAGCGCGGGGAGGCUCCGUCCAGCGAGGGCCUGGGGCGCCCCCCGCCCCUGGCACUAGCGGGGAGGCGGCUCCUCUCUCCAGGACCGCGGCGCCCCGGGAGCUGAACGCCGUCCCAGGGGAUUGCGGUGCCCGAGGCGGGGUUCGGGGCGUCCCCUGGCGGGGCUAGAGCAGCGGGGCCGGGCGCCGCACCAUGCUGCCCCCGCUCUCCCUGCGCCCGUCCGCCUAAGGGCAGGGAGCCCGCGCCAGCUCCCCGCGCUGCCAUGCUGCCGGCGCUCCGCUAGGCGAGCCCGGCUCCCGCGGCGGCUCGGGACCUGACGGGCAGGGAUCGUUGCGCCGCCCUCCGAGCGCUCGGGCGGCGGCACCAUGAGGAACGGCGAGGACUUGGAAGGCUUCGAUGGCGAGGCGUCCAGCACCUCCAUGAUCUCCGGGGCCAGCAGCCCCUACCAGCCCACCACCGAGCCCGUCAGCCAGCGCCACGGGCUGGGCGGCCUCCGCUGCGACCUGGACUAUCUGCGGGGCGCCUUCGGCAAGAUCAAGAUCACCGAGGUGGUUUUGGCACUGAUUGCAUUCAUCUGCAUAGAGACCAUCAUGGAAUGCUCCCCUUGCCAAGGCCUUUAUUUCUUUGAGUUUGUGAGCUGUAGCGCAUUUGUAGUUACUGGAGCUUUAUUGCUUAUGUUCGGUCUAAAUCUUCACACAAGAAUACCACAGAUCAACUGGAAUCUUACAGAUCUUGUCAACACUGGACUCAGCACUUUCUUCUUUUUCAUUGCAUCUGUAGUACUUGCUGCUUUGAACCAUAAAACUGGAGCAGAAAUUGCUGCUGUGAUAUUUGGUUUCUUGGCGAUGAUAGUGUAUGCUGUGAAUAUGUAUUUAGCUGUUAAAAAAUGGCGAAUGAACAGCAGACAGCAGAACAGCCGGCAGACAAAUGAUUACAUUCGUGCUCGGACAGAAUCAAGAGAAGUAGAUCACCACCCUGAGAUUCAGCGUCUGGAUGUGUGAAAACUACAGCUGAGUGGGACUGCAAAGAGGGGAUAGAAACCAUCAACGUUUUAUUUUGUCUCAUCAAGUGAAGUUUAUAUAGUUUGAAGUUUUCAUUUUUUAGGAAGAGUCUUGGCAGAGAUAAGCUGACCAUUUAUAUGUACAGAGAGAGAGGUCAAUCUACAUUUAUUCAGCUAUUGGCUUGAAGGCUAUAAUUAUUGGUCAUUCAAAAACAUGAUCUAUAUACAAUGAUUACAUAUAUAUCUGAUGUAUGUUAAUAUUUUAGAUUAAACAUCUGUAUAGUACUUCUUUCCAGGUACCAGCUCUAGAGAGACAUGUGUACUCUGCCACUAUUUCAUCACCCAGUAGGAAUGUUAUGAUCAACACUAUAUUGUUCUGUUAAAAGAAAGAAAUCCUCCAAAACUUAAGUACAUUUUAUUGCAUAUGAAAAGAAAUUGAGGGACAAAUAGCAAUAACAUAAGCCAGCUUUAGCAUACACAAACACUUUAUACACUUCCUCAUGCAGCUUUGCCAAUGCAAUUCACUUCUCACCUGCAAGACCUCCCACAGUUCCAUCCUUGGUGCAUUUGGUAGCUGAGACAGGCAAUCACGUCAGAUAUUUGGGCUGGUGGAUUGGUGAUAUGGACAGACACACUAUGGACUAUACCAAAACCACCAAACUCAUUUCAUGUAUGACCUCAACCAGAUUUUGAAAUGGGGCUCCUACCUGUGAAAGACUAGCUCUUUCACCUGCUGCAGUCAACACAGCCCAACACUAGUAUGUAGGUAUCUACUCGUGUUUGAAUAUGUAUUACAUGAUUUUCAUUCACUAAAUACUUUUGGGGGGUUUGUCAAGUAAUAGACUCUACACCCCAAACAUGGUUCAAUUUUUGUUCCGAGGUUUUGUCAUCUGGGAAUUUUAAGGAAAUCGGGAGCCACCAAAAAUGCAUGAUGUAUAUAUUGUAGGGUAUUCCAAGACUACGGAGUUGUGUUUUGUGUAGGAUAAAUACAUUUUAUGGCAUAUUCUGGUUUUAGAUUGGUUGUUCUGUUAAAUUAAAAUUGGUUGGUAGUAGAUAAAAUAAUUUGGUUUAAUGCCUAAAUUGGGCAUAGCUAUAAAACAUUUUUAUAAUGUUCCUUUGAAGCUAAUUUUAGGUAAUGAGGACGUAUGGGUGGUUGAACCUAUUGUUUUUCUCUGUUAGCUUCUCAUGUUUACAGACCAUUUUCCUAGCUCAAAUUUUCUCACUUCCAUUGAACUUUCAGUGAAGAGAAGACUGUAUUCUCUGGUUAGAGAACUUGAAUUCUGCAAUAAUAUGUCUAGAACCUCAGUCAUAAUUUUAUUAGGGAAACUUCACCAAUAUCUUAUAUGCUCUGUGAUUCAUGUGUGUCCCAUGUAAUAAUGGGUUGGCAUAUGGACAUGUGUUUACAACAGCUUUCUCAUUUAUUGUAGAUGGGAACACAAUACCACGCCACCCCCUAGUGGAGUCAAGAUAUAAACCUGAUGUACAUGAGUAAAAUCUUCAUGGAAGUCAGUGAAGUUGUAUACACACACACCAGAUCUGAGUUCGUUCCACAGACUUUUAGCAUUGUAUUCAUGUGUAACUAUUCCCAAUAUGGGUUGAUGUUUACACCAAUACAUAGUUGGAAUCAUAAAUAUAAGACACUAUUAAGUCAAUUUUAAGUGAAAAAUGGAGAUUUUUUUUUUCCUAACAGAGUUUUACCAGUCCUAAUGUUAAUAGAAAUGUUUACAUGAAACUUUAUUUUUGGAAUUCCAAACGAAACAGGCAAGGCUCUAGAUUUGAACAUUCUGCACUGUUCAUUUCUCAGGCAAAGCAAGACUUGUGCUGAUGCAUGAAAACCAGAAAGUGAAACUGUUUCUCUUUUGUCAUUCUCCAACAUGUUUGCUCUUUGCAAUCAUUCCACAUAAACUAGAUUUUUCUAAAAUUCUGUUUUAAUAAUUAGAUUAGAGGAAAUUGAUGGGUUUUUUAAAAUCUGAUAGUGGUCUUUUUAUCAUAUUACCAUAUUUAAUGUUAGAUUUUACAUUUCACUGACAGUUGUAACUGAAGGGAGUGCUGAGUUUAGAGUCUAAUAGUUCAAGUUCUAAUGAUCCUCUAGAGUGGUUAAGAACAUAGCCAUUUUAUUAAUUAAUUCUGGUGAAGGCUAGCUUUAAUGGGGUGUCACAUGAAAACCAACCCAUAACUCAGUAUGGUUAGCAGUGCUGAAUGGUGGUGUGCACAGUGCCCAUUGGGUAAGCUGUUUUUCAGCAUGCUGUGCCAACUGUUGGAGGGAUGAUAUAAUUGGGGUAGUUUGUAGAUGCUGUGGUUUAAGAAAAAAAAAAGAAUAUCCAUAAACCUUAAAAACUAAACACAGUGAUCUUUAGGGUAGACUUGCAGCUUAGUUUAAAGGAAUAUACUGAAAUGUUAUCAAAACCCUCAAAAAAGGGAUUCGGAGGAUGCAUUAUCCAGCACCAUAUUAAUACUUCUGCUGAAGACAAGUAAUAGAGGAAUCCAGUGUAUGGUAUAACAACAGACUUUUCAACAUAGCAAAAGUGUAUCCUGUUAGCUGAUCAGUAAAAGGAAUGAAAUGAUAUAUUAUACAGUCCCCUUGUGCUUUUCUAGCUAAUUUCUGACCCGAAGUAAUGUUCUGGUUACUUGGAGAUCUAGAGAGUGAUCCAUUUACAAUUUUAUGUACUUUCUUGGUAUCUUUUAACAUUAUGUGCAUUUUACUGCAUGGGAAAGGAGGGAAAACUGCCUAGCACUUUGUCAGUUAGAUCACAGAAGGUUUCUGUUAAAGUACAUGCUUGGUCUGGCUAGUUAAUGUGAAUUACUUUUUUCCCCAGUAAUCUGAUGUAAUGGUCUCUAGUAUAGUAUAUUGUCCAAUCAAAUAGCAAAUGUAUGAUAUGGUUACGCAUGAGAUACAAUGGCUUUGAUGUGCUGAGUACAAAAUAUCAUUAUUUAUUAUUUACACCAUGAUUACAUGGUCAGCACAAUUAUGGAAGAAGAUAUAAAGUUUUUGAGAUGAGCUAGGACAGAAUAAAAAUUUUAAAAACCUGCUUUCUGAACACAAAUUUUAAAUAACUGUAAACAAACUGAAAAAUAGAUGUAACUUCCUUAUUACUUUUGGGACCAAAGAUGAUUUUAGUGUUGUAUAGAUAGUUUUAAAAAAAAGUGUAAGUUAGAGAUUUGUUAGUCUAGGAAAACGUUAUUUAUGAAUGUCAUGUAAUUUGAAGGGGAUGGAUUCAUUUGACUUAUGAUAGAAAAUUAAAAUUCAUAUAUUGAUAUCCUACAGUAUGUACACAGUGAUUUUGGUUUUUCCAGACUGGAUUUUGUACUGUGGCAUAAUGAAAUAUCAGCAUCUUGCCAACACAUUUAAAAAAACUAAUAACCAAAAUGCAAAUACUGAUAUUGGCCUCUAUGUGAAAAAUGGGGCAGAAAGUUUAACUUUUGUGAAACUUGCACAGGAAACUCAUGUUAAAGUGCUUCCCCCUAUCAGAUUAUGGUUUUGCUUUACUACUGGUUAGUCUCACUUUGAACCGUUUGUUAAACAUAAAGGGACCACUUCCCUUCGUUCACAAGAGAGCUACUUUGCUCCACAAAGGGAUCCACAACAUUGUAAAUAGAGCUCAAAUUAAAACCAGACCAUUAAACCAUUUCCCAACGAUGUGGAAAUGUGGUGCUUGAAAUUGUCUUAGGCAUCUGGGCAUUCUUUCCGAGGCAAAUCCUGUCCUCAGAUAUGCUAUUCCAAUGUAUUUCAGUGUGUAUGUGUAGCUGAGGGGAAAAUUUGCCACAUCUGUGCACAUCCCAUAAGUAGUGCCCUACCAAAUUCACGGUCCAUUCUGGUAAAUUUCAUGGCUGGGGGCGGGUUUAAAAUAGGUCAGCUUCACCUUUUCAGAUGUUUACGUCUGAGAUUUCACAGUGUUGAAACCGUUAAGGUCCCUGACCCAAAAUGAGAUUUGGGGGGUUGCAAAGCUGUUGUGGAGGGGUCGUAGGAUUCCCACCCUUACUUCUGCGCUGCCUUCAGAGCUGGGCUCUGUGGAGCUUCCUUCAGCUGGGGGAGGCACCCAGAGGUGGGUCUGAUCGCUCCCUCUUCCCUCUCCAAAGCUGCUAUGCAGGGGAAGAGGAUGUCUUGUCCCUCCCCAGACCAGCUGGGAUUAGCAGCUAGGAGCCCCUGGCCAGGGCGGUCCCAGCAGCACAGGGGAGAUCAGACCCACCUCCAUCUCCAGGAACCUCCUUAGGCUGCAGGAAGCUUGGUGGCUGCUGUUUGGGCUCUGAGGGCAGCAUGGCAAUGGAUCUUUCUGGAGCCGGGAGAGGUACCUAGAGGUGGGUCUGAUCUCCUCCCAAGAUCAGCUGUGCAGGGGAAGAGGAAGUCCUGUCCGUCAUCACCCGGACUAUCAGCAGGAGCCCAGUGCAUGGUAGGAACCCCCCGCCGAGGCUCCCCCAGCCCUGCUCUUCUUCCCUCCCCUCCAAUAGCUACAUUUCACUGGAAAGGUCUGAUUUCACGGUCUGUGACAUGUUUUUCACAGCUGUAAAUUUGGUAGGGUUCGACCCAUAAGAGAAAAUGAAUGAAAUAGACAACUAAUGGUAGCAGCAGCUACACGUGCGGACUUCUGGUUUGGUUUGUUUGUUUGUUUUAAAUAGUUCCUUACACGGCUUUCUCUUCAAUACCAUAUUCAAUUUUGUCAGCCUGGCCACUUGCUCAUCUUGUCACAUUCUCUGUAACUAUAGCAACAUGGAAACCACUCUCUACCAUAGAAAUAAUGUUGCAAGAAAGCUAGUAGGAACAGAAUAUUUGGUAAUUUACUUGCCUAGUAGCGAAGGUGGUUCUUCUUGCCUCCUCUCCCCCCCUCAUGGAAAUCACCUAAUAAUUAUCUUGUUUCACUAGGGAAGUUUUUGUUUUCCCUCCCCACCAAACUAAAUGGGGUUUGGCUCUGCCUUUAGGAAGAUGAGGGCAGAUUGUCCAGCACUUUCUCUUUAUUUAGUUAAGUGCUUCCCUUUGAGAUUAAUUUGGUGUUUUUUGCUCCCUCCAGAAAUUUGGAAGCUGUGUGGUGUACCCAAGUCCCUGCCUAGUUGUGUUUCUCCUGUAAAUCAUGUCUUCUGUCAGAAGCACUGGCACAGAGGUGAAAAGAAUUGAAGAUCCUUUCUCUUUUCCAGAGAGAGAGACAACUAGCUGUGAGAUUUCAUGCCAAUGCUUCAGAGGACCCCAAGCUCUCUAGCACUUGAUGGUUCUGAAACAGUGACCCUGGUCCCACAAUGUCUGUGCUAUCCAUCCAGUCCUUGUAGCCUUUUGAAUACAAGUUAUAGCUUGGUUGGCUGUGGUAGCAAAGUUUAUUACUCUCUUGUUUCUUGGUGGUAGAUUGUCUGUUAGGCAAAGACGUGAAUGACAUCAGAAAGGAGCUUUAAAGAGCCUUAGUGUUCCAUCAGGAUUGGCAGAUAAAGCUCUGUUUGAAAUUAACUUUCCAUUAACAAGGGAACUACUCUUCCUUUUAGGUUUUGUAUCACAUAGCUUAGUUCCGUAGCCCAUCACUUAAAAUGGUCUGGACCAUUUUUAUUCUCUCUGCUUGUACCUGAUAGUUAAUUUUGGUGGGAAGUGGGGAGAGAUGGACAGCUGGCUAUCUUCAGUCUCUUCUAAAUCAGUUUCA